Messenger RNA from Emiliania huxleyi CCMP1516, 1020 nucleotides. RefSeq lists its product as hypothetical. Gene Ontology annotation, biological process: proteolysis. The record is from RefSeq and is a predicted model, not a curated record. The transcript has 5 exons. Gene Ontology annotation, molecular function: aminopeptidase activity. Gene Ontology annotation, cellular component: cytoplasm. The coding region runs from base 1 to 1020 and encodes 339 amino acids. NCBI's taxonomy places the organism in Eukaryota, Haptophyta, Isochrysidales, Noelaerhabdaceae.
AUGGCUGCUGGCUGGAAGCGUGGGCAGCAGCAGCGCGGCAAGGGCCGCGGUGCCAGGGGCCGUGCCGAUGCUGGACCCCGUCUCGUUGACAAGAACGCGCUGUCCGCGCGCGGCAGCGGGCCCUCGCGCCAGUCGCGCUCGCCGUCGCCCGACUCUCCGCCCGCCAAGCGGGCCGCCUCCGCUGACUCGUCCGGCUAUGAAACCGAUACGCCGGACGAGGUGCAGCAGGAGGCGGUCCGCAGGGUAUGCGGCGCGCUCGGCAUGAGGACGCAGUUCGACGCGGCGGUGGCGGCGGGCGAGCUUCUCGAGCUGCUCGAGAGCUUGCCGCGAGGGGCGGUCGAGGCCUCUCACGUUUACAUGGCUCCGAUAACCAUCCUCGCCGUCCUCGCCGGCUGCAGCCUCGUGGGUUCGUUCUCUCUCAUCGGCUGCCCGCACACACUCGCCGUCCGCGCCACCCGCGGUCGGCGACUGCGGCCGACGCCGCUGCGCGCGCUCGUGAUGCGUCAGCUAUACCCCGUGGGCGCGCCGCUCACCACUGGGAACCUCGCCGUCUCCUCCGUGCACACGCUCUACUACGAGCUGCACGGCAAGGCGGACGGCGUUCCGGCGCUCUUUCUGCACGGCGGCCCUGGCGCCGGCUGCACGCGGCGGCACGCCGGGUUCUUCGACCCGACCCACUACCGGGUCGUCCUCUUCGACCAGCGCGGGUGCGGCAAGUCGACGCCUCGUGGCUCCUUGGAGGGCAACGACACGCCCAGCCUGGUCGCCGAUUGCGAGGCGCUGCGCAGGCACCUCGGCAUCGAAACGUGGGACCUCGUCCUCGGCGGGUCGUGGGGCGUCACCCUCGCCCUGGCGAGGCUGGCGGAGGCAAGAGAGCCUGGCGAUAGGCACCCGACCAAGGUGAGCGCCCUGGUGCUGCGCGCCGUCUGCCUGAUGCGCACCAAGGAGGUGCUCUGGCUCUUUGGCGACCGCGGCAUCGGGCGGCUCCUCCCCGGCGGCCUCCACGCCUCCUCCGGAUGA